UCAGCAUUUUGAAAACACCAUUCCUUGAACGCGGUAACACCAGAUCUCCACCAGGAACUUUUUAAAGAAAUCAGCGCCCAGAUGUUUUACUCCCUCGUAUUUUGGUUUUUGCAAGGACUUUUUGCUAGAGAUCAAGGCGUUCUAGGAUCAUCAAAUGUCUCAUUUGAACAUCAAGUCCGCAGCGUCCUUCUGAGCGACUAUGACAAGAAUGUCCGGCCAGUGUUAGGAAAAAAACCCGUGGAAGUGGCGUUUGGUAUGAAGAUCAGCAGACUCGUAAAAGUGGACACAAAAGAGCAGAUUGUAAUUUUAGACACUUGGGUGGUACAGAAAUGGAAAAAUGAAUUUCUCGUAUGGGACUCGAAAGCCUUUGGAGAUGUAACUCGCGUGCAGUUUCUUCCGAGUGAGAUCUGGGUUCCAGAUAUUUCCCUUUACAACAACGGAGACGAUAGUAUCACCCUGGCUGGAGGAAGAACGAAAUUUGUCACUGAGGUUUCUGUGGACAACGAUGGGAACUGUGUGUGGAGUGGACCUGCUACAUUCAAAGCGAACUGUGAUUUACAAAUCAUCAGCUGGCCGUUUGACAACCAGACAUGUGAAUUGGGGUUUGGUUCAUACACAUACGGAGAAAAUAGACUGGAUAUUAAACUUUUUGAGGACAAAAGUGGAGAAUACACUAGUGAGUAUCAGUUAAUGCUCAGAUGGUGUAACAAAACUUCGCGUAUACAAAUUUUCAACUCUUCAAGACGACUUAACCCGACAACUUCUCGAUAAAUACAUCCGAGCAUCAAAGAAACUUCGUAUCCGAAAGAACCCUGAGGUUUCUUUUCAGGUUACGACUCAACACACGUCCCGUGAUAUUCACGGAAUCUGAUGAAAUGACACAUACGUUACAUUUCGUGACGUACUUUACUACAAGCGUUACAUUUCGAGAAAUUCUAUAGGGUCUUUCGAAGAUAAUUUUGUAUCAACUAAUGAUCCCC
This is a messenger RNA of Stylophora pistillata, 980 nucleotides long. RefSeq names its product neuronal acetylcholine receptor subunit alpha-2. Gene Ontology annotation, molecular function: transmembrane signaling receptor activity; extracellular ligand-gated monoatomic ion channel activity. Gene Ontology annotation, cellular component: membrane. NCBI's taxonomy places the organism in Eukaryota, Metazoa, Cnidaria, Anthozoa, Scleractinia, Pocilloporidae. Gene Ontology annotation, biological process: monoatomic ion transmembrane transport. The record is from RefSeq and is a predicted model, not a curated record.